Messenger RNA from Mobula hypostoma (lesser devil ray), 3960 nucleotides. It is a transcript of the gene enc3, whose product is annotated as ectodermal-neural cortex 3. The transcript has 4 exons. Lineage: Eukaryota; Metazoa; Chordata; Chondrichthyes; Myliobatiformes; Myliobatidae. Bases 199 to 1968 code for a protein of 589 amino acids. Gene Ontology annotation, molecular function: protein binding. The record is from RefSeq and is a predicted model, not a curated record.
AGUGUAGAGCAGAGCGGGGCAAUCGAGGGAUGUAAGAGGGAGUGGAGGCUGCUGUAGUCGGAGAGCCAUGAGCAAAGUGUAGUGCUAACUUCGACUCUUCUGUUUCUAAAACAAUAUCCCUCUCUCCCCUUUUCACCGUCUCCAAACGCGGAUCGUGAUCUCCAAGCAUCGACUCUAUCCUUCUGCAGGGCCACAAGAAUGUCAGUGACUGUGCACGAAAACCGAAAAUCUCGCUCCAGCUCGGGCUCGAUGAACAUCCAACUGUUCCACAAACCCUCGCACGCCGACAGCCUCCUGACUCACCUCAACCUCCUCCGCAAGCGGCAGCUUUUCACGGAUGUGACCCUCCGCGCCGGUAACCGCGCCUUCCAUUGCCACCGGGUGGUGCUGGCCUCGUGCAGCCGCUACUUCGAGGCCAUGUUCGCGGGCGGCAUGAGGGAGAGCCGUGCCGACGAGGUGAACUUCCACGACUCGCUGCACCCGGAGGUGCUGGAGCUGCUCCUGGACUACGCCUACACCUCACGGGUCCUCAUCAACGAGGAGAACGCAGAGUCCCUGCUGGAGGCCAGCGACAUGUUGCAGUUCCACGACAUCCGCGAGGCGUCGGCCGAGUUCCUGGAGAAGAACCUUCACCCCAUGAACUGCCUGGGCAUGAUGCUGCUGUCCGACGCCCACCAGUGCGAGCAGCUCUUCGAGCUCUCCUGGCAGACCUGCCUGACCUACUUCGCCGCGCUCUACCAGACGGAGGACUUCCUCAGCCUGCCCAAGGACAAGCUGCUGGAGCUGAUCCUCAGCGAGGAGCUGGAGGUGGAAGACGAGAGCCUGGUCUACGAGGCCGUGCUGGGCUGGGUGAAGCACGACCUACGCAGGAGGCGCGACCACCUGCCCGAGCUGCUGCGCUGUGUGCGCCUGGCCCUGCUGCCCGAGUCCUACCUGUACCAGAGCGUGCUGGGCGAGGAGCUGGUGGCCGGCCACCAGCUGGGCCGCGGCGUGGUGGAAGAGGCCAUCUCCUGCAAGCUGCGCAUCCUCCAGAACGACGGCGUGAUCACGCUGCUGUGCGCCCGGCCCCGCAAGGUCAACCAUGACAUCCUGCUGCUAGGCGGCCAGACCUUCGCCUGCGACAAGAUCUACGCCAUCGACCAGAAGACCAAGGCAGUGACGCCCAAGGCGGACAUCCCCAGCCCGCGCAAGGAGUGCAGCGUGUGUGCCAUUGGGUGCAAGGUCUACGUGACCGGCGGCAGGAGCUCGGAGAACGGCGUGUCCCGGGAUGUGUGGGUCUACGACACGCUGCACGACGAGUGGGCCAAGGCGGCGCCCAUGCUGCUGGCACGGUACGGCCACGGCUCGGCGGAGCUGGAGCAGUGCCUGUACGCGGUGGGCGGGCACACGGCGGUCAGUGCCACGCUGCCCGCCUCACCCUCUGUCUCUGUCAAGCAGGUGGAGCAGUUCGACCCCCAGGCCAACAAGUGGAGCCUGGUGGCCCCCCUCCGCGAGGGCGUUAGCAAUGCGGCCGUGGUCGGUGCCAAGCUCAAACUCUUCGUCUUCGGCGGCACCAGCGUGAACCGGGAGAAGCUGCCCCGGGUCCAGUGCUUCACCCCGGGGGAGAACCGCUGGACGGUGCCCGCCAAGUGCCCGCAGCCCUGGCGCUACACCUCAGCGGCCGUGGUGGGCGACCACAUCGUUGUUAUCGGCGGCGACACCGAGAUCUCGGCCAACUCCGCUUACCGCUUCAACACCGACACCUACCAGUGGUCCAAGUUCGGCGACGUGGCAGCCAGGAGGGUGAGCUGCCACUCGGUGGCCUCGGGCAACCGGCUCUAUGUCGUUGGGGGCUACUUUGGUGACCAGCGGUGCAAGACCCUGGACUGUUACGAUGCAUCGACUGACACCUGGAGUAACAUCAGCACAGUGCCAUAUUCACUCAUUCCCACCGCCUUUGUCAGCACUUGGAAGUACCUCUCGGUUUAAGACCUCUCGUCAAACACUGCUGCCUUCAGGUGUGAAGGACCGUGUGGUGCUGUUGGAGAGUUUUUGUGAAGAGCUGCAUUGGCGAAGCCAUGUUUGCUAGCCUUUCCUCAGUUACUUGAACCAAUGGAGCGAGAGGAAGGAUUAAACCAGGACAUCCAGUUGAGGACUGGUACAUGGACAGCAAGUCGUACGCCAAGAGUUUGGAGCUUCCAGAGAGUUUUUAGAUGGCCAUCUCUGUCACACGUUUCCUUUGCUCAUCCAGUCAUUAGGACAAAGCAUUUGCUAAAAUGUGCUGCUGUUGUGGUAACGGUGACAGAUUCGGUGGAUGGCUGCUAGUUUGUGGUGCCAUCCCAAUAGUGGGGGUUGGCCUUUGACUUUCACCACUGCAUGGAGGCAGUGUGUGUGUGCAGGUAGAUGGGGAGUUCCAUCCUGUCCAUCGGACAACAUCAUAUGGGUAGGUUUACAGCAAUUCAAGGAAGUGACGUCACAAUUUGCUGAAGACUAGUGUUGGAGAACUGUUGGACAAACCAGCAAAACACCUCCCAGGUGCUAAUGUCUUAAAAAGCAGGAACUGUGAACUGUCGUCUUGUUUCUCUUCAGACAUAGUACAUGCCAUUUUGGAUACUAAUUUGUGAUGUGCCUCUUGCCUAUAAUCCACACUUUUUUUUAAUCUGGGACCCUGAGAAGUCCAUUUGAACACAACCUAAUUAAUCAAGCAAGGGUGUUCUUGGUCCAUAUGGUGUCUCCAUCACCAUUACUGUUGCUUUGCACCUUGUUUUUUAAUGCCCUUGCAGACUACUUGGUACUGUUUUCAUAUUGGGAGAGUUCUGCAUCUUUGAGGAGGUGAUUACAAUGGGGGAACAGUAAAUAAAAGCCCAAUGUGCUUUGUUUGUAAAUCAGCCAAGUUACCAGAGACGCACCUCAACGUCAGAAACAUUGUUCCCAGAGUUUCCCACUUCACCUGCAGUUCUAUACUCUAGUUCUGGGCAGAGUUUGGAGAGAAUGAAGUGACUGAAGUACCCUGUAUCAAGAAACCAUUGGGAUGACCUCAUGGAGCCGUAGAGCACUUCAGUACAGAAACAGGCCCUUUGGCCCAUCUAGCCUGUACCAAACUGUCCUACCUCAUCCCAUCAGCCCACACCUGGACUAUAGCCCUCCACAUCCCUCUCAUCCAUGUUCCCACACAAACCUCUCUUAAAUGUUGCAGUUGUACCCAAUCUUCCACUUCUGGCAGUUCAUUCCAUACUUGUGAGUGAAGAAUUUCUCCACCCCCCCCCCCCUCAGGUUCCCCUAAUAUUUCACCCUUAACCUAUGACCUCCAGUUUGAGUUUCAGCCAACCUCCGUGGAGAAAGCCUUGCAUUUACCCAAUCCUAAUUUUGUGUACCUCUGCCAUAUCUCAUCAUUCUCUCAUUUGAAGAUUUUUUAACCCCCUCCCCCCCCCCCCCCCAAUUUCAUCAGGAUAAGUUGGCUGGGCCUCUGAAGCCCACACCUUUUCAAAUAAAUUAAAAAGCAUGUUGGAUGGCAGAUUUGGUGAAGGCUUCUACCACAUGAUGCCAGGUGAAAAGGGCACAGGAAAAUCCAAGAACCCAGGUGGCAAGCUACAGCAGAACCUGACCCCUGUAAUUCGGGGGGGCACAGGUAUUGAUUGCUGUAGAGACAGCCACACUUGGGCUGUGAGCUGAAAACCUAUCUCCAGCACUAGGGAAUGUUUGAAUGCUUCAUCUACCAGGGUGGAGCAGUAUUUAUUUUUGUUUAAAAUUUUUAGAUGAAGGAAACAAUUUGUACUCUUGUACUGUAAAUGUUGUGUUUUCUAACAAUGUAGGGAAUUUUUAUUGAGAAUUCUUCUGGUCCUUGUCUGACCUGCACAGCCGUCUGUCGGUGUUUAUCUGCUUUGGAGUCUUGUGUUUGAGUUUGUAUAUGUCUAACACUGUGUGUCACUUUAGUUUUGAAGAACUCAUCUUUACAGCCUGGUGCUGCAUUGAAGAUUUCAA